Molecule: messenger RNA, 5077 nt
Organism: Acomys russatus (golden spiny mouse)
Lineage: Eukaryota; Metazoa; Chordata; Mammalia; Rodentia; Muridae
Gene: Plin4
Product: perilipin 4
Exons: 12
Coding region: 154-4620 (1488 amino acids)
Cellular component (GO): plasma membrane
Source: RefSeq, a predicted model, not a curated record
UGAGCCAGCACUCUCCCCAGACCCUAUAAGGCCUGGGAACUGGGAGCCGAGGUGCUGCCAGCAGCUGCUCUGUUCUGAGGCACUGUGUACGGUCCAGGUGAGUCCAGCUGCGUCACUCAGUGGCAGCCGCCUCCAGCCCCGCAGGCUGCCAUCAUGUCAACUUCAGGAGAUGGGAGCAGGGGUCCCCCCAAAUCCAAAGGCAAGACCCUGAGCAGUUUCUUCGGGUCCCUGCCUGGCUUCAGCUCUGCCAGGAACCUGGUGUCCCACACUCACAGCUCCACGAAGGACGCGGAGCCAGCAGCAGACCCCACGGGGCCUACUGUUCCCCUAUCUCCAGCCAGCACUGACCCGCAGCAGAUGGCAAGAGGUACCGCAGGGCUGCUUCGGCCUUCUGAACAGACAACAGAUGGGGACAAGAACGUGGGACGCUUCAGUGCGACCAACAGCAAAGAUGCCUUCUCCUCUGGGGUGGCUGGCAUUAUGGACGCUGCAAAAGGAAUGGUCCAGGGUGGCCUGGGUGCCACCCAGUCAGCCCUUGUGGGCACUAAGGAGGCAGUGUCUGGAGGUGUCAUGGGAACAUUUGAUAUGACCAAAGGUCUUGUCAAGGGAGGUCUGGACACUUCAAAGACUGUCCUUACCAACACAAAGGACACGGUGACGACAGGACUUAUGGGAGCUGCAAACAUGGCUAAAGGGACACUUCAGACAGGCCUGGACACCACCAAGUCUGUGGUCAUGGGCACCAAGGACACGGUGACCACAGGACUCACAGGGGCUGUGAAUGUGGCCAAGGGGACAGUGCAGACAGGCCUGGACACCAGCCAGAGGGUGCUGACAGGCACGAAAGACACUGUAUGCGCUGGAGUGACUGGUGCAGUAAAUGUGGCCAAGGGCACCAUCCAGGGAGGCCUGGACACCAGCAAGAGUGUACUGAUGGGCACGAAAGACACUGUUUGUGCUGGGGCCACAGGAGCCAUUAACGUAGCCAAAGGGGCUGCCCAGGGAGGCCUGGAUACAACCAAAGCUGUGCUCACAGGCACCAAGGACACGGUGGCCACAGGACUCACAGGGGCCGUGAAUGUGGCCAAAGGGGCUGUCCAGGGAGGUCUGGACACCAGCAAGAGUGUGUUGAUGGGCACAAAAGACACUGUUUGUGCUGGGGCCACAGGAGCCAUUAACAUGGCCAAAGGGGCUACCCAGGGCGGCCUGGACACCACCAAGUCUGUGCUCCUGGGCACCAAGGACACGGUGGCCACAGGACUCACAGGGGCCAUGAACGUGGCCAAAGGGACAGUGCAGACAGGCCUGGACACCAGCCAGAGGGUGCUGACGGGCACGAAAGACACUGUGUGUGCUGGAGUUACUGGUGCAGUAAAUGUGGCCAAGGGCACCAUCCAGGGAGGCCUGGACACCAGCAAGAGUGUGCUGAUGGGCACGAAAGACACUGUUUGUGCUGGGGCCACAGGUGCCAUUAAUGUGGCCAAAGGGGCUGCCCAGGGAGGCCUGGACACCACCAAAGCUGUGCUCUUGGGCACCAAGGACACAGUGACCACAGGACUCACAGGGGCUAUGAAUGUGGCCAAAGGGACAGUGCAGACAGGCCUGGACACCAGCCAGAGGGUGCUGAUGGGCACAAAAGACACUGUUUGUGCUGGGGCCACCGGAGCCAUUAAUGUGGCCAAAAACGCUGCCCAGGGAGGACUGGACACCACCAAAUCUGUGCUUAUGGGCACCAAGGACACAGUGACCACAGGACUCACAGGGGCUAUGAAUGUGGCGAAGGGCACCAUCCAGGGAGGCCUGGACACCAGCAAGAGUGUGCUGAUGGGCACGAAAGACACUGUUUGUGCUGGGGCCACAGGAGCCAUUAAUGUAGCCAAAGGGGCUGCCCAGGGAGGACUGGACACCACCAAAGCUGUGCUAUUAGGCACCAAGGACACGGUGACCACAGGACUCACAGGGGCUGUGAAUGCGGCCAAGGGGACAGUGCAGACAGGCCUGGACACCAGCCAGAGGGUGCUGACAGGCACGAAAGACACUGUAUGUGCUGGAGUGACUGGUGCAGUAAAUGUGGCCAAGGGCACCAUCCAGGGAGGCCUGGACACCAGCAAGACUGUGCUCACGGGCACCAAGGACACGGUGGCCACAGGACUCACAGGGGCCGUGAAUGUGGCCAAAGGGGCUGUCCAGGGAGGUCUGGACACCAGCAAGAGUGUGCUGAUGGGCACGAAAGACACUGUUUGUGCUGGGGCCACAGGAGCCAUUAACAUGGCCAAAGGGGCUACCCAGGGCGGCCUGGACACCACCAAGUCUGUGCUCCUGGGCACCAAGGACACAGUGGCCACAGGACUCACAGGGGCCAUGAACGUGGCCAAGGGGACAGUGCAGACAGGCCUGGACACCAGCCAGAGGGUGCUGACGGGCACGAAAGACACUGUGUGUGCUGGAGUCACUGGAGCCAUUAACAUGGCCAAAGGGGCUGCCCAGGGAGGCCUGGAUACAACCAAAGCUGUGCUCACAGGCACCAAGGACACAGUGACCACAGGACUCACAGGGGCUAUGAAUGUGGCCAAAGGGACAGUGCAGACAGGCCUGGACACCAGCCAGAGGGUGCUGAUGGGUACGAAAGACACUGUUUGUGCCGGGGCCACCGGAGCCAUUAAUGUGGCCAAAAACGCUGCCCAGGGAGGACUGGACACCACCAAGUCUGUGCUUAUGGGCACCAAGGACACAGUGACCACAGGACUCACAGGGGCUAUGAAUGUGACAAAGGGCACCAUCCAGGGAGGCCUGGACACCAGCAAGAGUGUGUUGAUGGGCACGAAAGACACUGUUUGUGCUGGGGCCACAGGAGCCAUUAACAUGGCCAAAGGGGCUGCCCAGGGAGGCCUGGACACAACCAAAGCUGUGCUCACAGGCACCAAGGACACAGUGACCACAGGACUCACAGGGGCCGUGAACGUGGCUAAGGGGACAGUGCAGACAGGCCUGGACACGAGCAGGAAUGUGCUAAUGGGCACGAAAGACACUGUUUGUGCCGGGGCCACCGGAGCCAUUAACGUGGCCAAAGUGACUGCCCAGGGAGGAUUGGACACCACCAAAGCUGUGCUCUUGGGCACCAAGGACACAGUGACGACAGGACUCACAGGGGCCGUGAAUGUGGCCAAAGGGGCUGUCCAGGGAGGCCUGGAGACCACCAAGUCUGUGGUCAUGGGCACCAAGGACACAGUGACCACAGGACUCACAGGGGCUGUGAAUGUGGCCAAAGGGGCUGUCCAGGGAGGAUUGGACACCACCAAGGUUGUGCUCUUGGGCACCAAGGACACGGUGGCCACAGGACUCACAGGGGCCAUGAACGUGGCCAAGGGGACAGUGCAGACAGGCCUGGACACCAGCCAGAGGGUGCUGACAGGCACGAAAGACACUGUGUGCGCUGGAGUGACUGGUGCAGUAAAUGUGGCCAAGGGCACCAUCCAGGGAGGCCUGGGCACCAGCAAGAGUGUGCUGAUGGGCACGAAAGACACUGUUUGUGCUGGGGCCACAGGAGCCAUUAACAUGGCCAAAGGGGCUGCCCAGGGAGGCCUGGACACCACCAAAGCUGUGCUCACAGGCACCAAGGACACGGUGGCCACAGGACUCACAGGGGCUAUGAAUGUGGCCAAAGGGACAGUGCAGACAGGCCUGGACACCAGCCAGAGGGUGCUGAUGGGCACAAAGGACACUGUAUGCGCUGGAGUUGCAGAAGCAAUGACUGUGGCCAAAGGGGCUGCCCAUGGGGGCCUGGACACUUCAAAAGCAGCCAUCACAGGCACCAAGACUACAAUAUUGGCCGGUCUCUCAGGUGUCAUGGACAUGGCCAGAGGGACUGCGCAGACAGGCCUGGACACCACUAAGAGCGUGUUGACAGCUACCAGGUCUCUGGAGGAGUGUGGUCAGCUGGCUGCCACAGGCUUUGCUGUACUUCGUGAUGAGUUGGAGGGGCUGGGGGACAUCUUCCAGCCCAUGACAGCUGAGGAACAAGCUCAGCUGGCGGCCUCAGAGUCAGGGCCCCGGGUGGUCUCUGCUGAUGGGAAAAGCUACUUCCUCCGCUUGGGUGACCUGGCUCCCAGCUUCCGCCAGCGGGCUUUUGAACAUGCGCUGAGCCACAUACAGCACAACCAGUUUCAAGCCAGGGCUGUGCUGGCCCAGCUCCAGGAGGCCUUCCAGGUGAUGGACAUGGCCAUGGAGGCUCCAGAUGGGCAGCUGUGCUGUGACCAGAGCAUGCGCACCAUGGUGGAGGAUGCUGGUGCCCAUGAGAUGCAGGCUUCUGUGGAUCACGACAGGCUGUGCACCCUUGCCCACCAGCUCCAUUCAGCUUACAGUGGCCUGGCAGCCAGCCUGCAGGGCCUGCCAGAGGUGCAGCAGCAGGCAGGGCGGGCACGGCACAGCCUCUGCAAGCUGUAUGGCCUCGUGUCCUCAGCAGGCAUCGGCGAGCUGCAGACAGAGGAACUGGCCCAGAGUGGUGCUGGGGUUGUCCAGGCAUGGCAGGGACUGGAGGUGCUGCUGGACAGGCUGCAGCAGAGCCCCCCACUCAGCUGGCUGGUGGGACCCUUUGCCUUGAUACCUUGUGGUCAGCUGUAGGCACCUUAGGGCUGGGCGGGUGUGGUGCCCAGGGCCCUGCUGUGACCACUUCUCCAAAGCUCUGGAUUAAGCAGGUCUUCAGAAAGUGAACUCAAAACCAGCCAUUGUUCCUGCGAUUUCCAUGACUUGAUGGGCCCUCUCCUGAACCAGCUGCUAAGUCUGUUCAGACAGUGGCCACACAGCCAGAGUGAAGGAGGAGCACAGACAAACCUCGCAGGUCCUCCAGUCAUUUGUCCCCACUGGCCAGCUUUCCAUCCGUGGGGCCCUGACCCUCCCCUUCAGUACCCAUAGCUGUCUGCUAAGGGUGGUGUCACUGCACCCCAGCCCGCACUCUGGGCAGUGCAGCCACAGAUCUUAGCUAAUGACUAGGCAAUUCAGAACCUUGUUUCCCAGCACUAGACUGUACUAGAAUGCACAGCCCACCCUGAGGUAAGGUCCCACAGCCUCUUCUGACACC